Messenger RNA from Teleopsis dalmanni, 988 nucleotides. RefSeq names its product growth arrest and DNA damage-inducible protein GADD45 alpha-like. NCBI's taxonomy places the organism in Eukaryota, Metazoa, Arthropoda, Insecta, Diptera, Diopsidae. The coding region runs from base 188 to 673 and encodes 161 amino acids. Gene Ontology annotation, cellular component: nucleus; cytoplasm. The transcript has a single exon. The record is from RefSeq and is a predicted model, not a curated record. Gene Ontology annotation, biological process: regulation of cell cycle.
GAAUUCAAAGAAUUUAAAGAAAUUGAAACUUUCUGAAGAAAGCCGUGUUAAAAUCACAAACUUUAUAAGUUUACAAAAACCUACACAAACCUCAGCGGAUAUAGCUGCCUACCUUACAACAGUGCAAUAUAAAAGCCUGAAAAUUCCUCCAUACGAGCAACACUUUGCCUUUACUAGUGAACACAAAAUGGUCGUAGAAGAAACUCAAUACCACAGUAUUUCCAAUAAAGAAAACAUUGACAACGCCGUCAUGGAUUACUCAAAAAUUGGACGCACAGUCAAGUCAGCAUUGCUGAAAGCCCAAGCUGAAUCCCGUGUCAUUGUGGGGCUCAGUGCAGCCAUUAAAGUCUUAUCGAAUGCACCCGAAGGUUCACUCUUCUGUUUGAUGGCUGUACCAGAAGACGGUGACUCUGCCAUGCACAUGCAUGAGGUGCUACUCGAAGCCUUCUGCUAUGAGAACGACAUUUACGUCAUCAAAGUCGACAGCGCAGCCAAAUUAAGCCGCAUCUUGGGUAAAACAGAUAUGGAAUCAUGCUGUCUUGUACAGAAAAGCUGGUCUGGUGAUGAUCAGCACGAAGAACAACUCAACAAAUCAGAAAAUCUAUUAGUUGACUAUUGUGAAGCAUUUUGGGAUUCACCACAGCAUCCCAUUGUUGAGCUACCAAACGUGUGAAUUUGUGUGUGUGUGUGUGUGCAGUAAGCAAUUUUGAACAAAAUCCCUACUGAGAGGGUAAAAAUGGUUUAAAAAUAAUGAAAUACGUCCACGGUGUCUGGAUAAUGCCGACAUUUGCUGAAUGUUGAUAUAAUAACAAACAAAUUUUGGAUAAUAAUGGAGUAACCCUAAUUUAAGUUAUCUACUUAAUACUUAACAAUUAACGGGAAUAUUCAAGUUGCAAGUAUUCCAAAACUUAUGUAUGUAUGUAAGACUAUCUAUCACAAGCUUACAUUUAAGUUAAAAUUUUAAUUUAAAUAAAAUUGUUGAAAACGA